Messenger RNA from Miscanthus lutarioriparius, 519 nucleotides. NCBI's taxonomy places the organism in Eukaryota, Viridiplantae, Streptophyta, Magnoliopsida, Poales, Poaceae. The record is from the annotation of a GenBank genome assembly.
AUGGGGACCAUAAACACAGGUCAACCACCACGCACUACCAUCAGACGGGCAGAACUGGACCGAGACACUGUAAGCAUCCACCCUGGUAGCUCCAAUAGUGCCCAGCUGGAGUCGCCAAGCCACCAGAAUUCACCACUGACCCCAUCCGAAGGAAGGAUGUGUGCUGGAUCCAUAAUGAUACUGGAGAGCAAAAGCGACCAGGAGGGCCAAUCAGACAAGACACUCAACCAAGUUCCUGUAGAAGAUGUGGAACCACUAACAUUAAAUCUUGCUAUAUCAGCUCCAGUUGUUGCGGUAGCUUCUCCUUCUGCAUUGAGGGCAUGGUUAAAUCUUAUUUCAAAAGUUGAUAACUGGAACAACUCCAUCGCUUGCAUAGGUGAGACCACUGCAUCAGCAGCGAAGAAAUUGGGCCUGAAGAGCAUAUAUUACCCAACAACCCCUGGACUUGAGGGGUGGGUUGAAAGCAUUCUUCAGGCGCUCAGAGUCCACAGGACAUCAAAAGAGGCCCCAAAAUGUUGA